GCUUUUGCUUUUUGCAAGGAAGGGCAGUUCAUUCAUGGCUCCAGGGAAAACAACUAGGAAAACUAUCCGGCCCCAGCUGGAUCGUCAAUUUCUCCACCGAUUCCUAAAGAUCCAAACAGUUUUAUUUCCUACCUUCACCUCUAAGAAUGUGCUGAUGUUUCUAACCUUACUUGUAGUUGCUUUGUUGACUCAACUGAUCAUUUACCAGGUGGGACUGAUUCCCAGUCAAUAUUUCUCAGUUCUGGGAAGGAAAGAUCUUCAUGAGUUCAAUAGGGUGACAGCAGUUGCUCUGAUUCUCAUUGUACUCAACUCUUUGCUGAAGAGUUUAGACCAGUUUAUCUGCAAUCUAAUGUAUGUCAGCUGGAGAAAGACUCUCACUGAAUACCUCCAUGGCUACUACUUUCAGGGCCAGGAGUAUUAUACUCUGAAUGUUCUACACGAGGAAAUUGAUAAUCCAGACCAGAGAAUCAGUCAAGAUGUAGAAAGAUUCUGCAAACAGCUGAGCUCCAUGGCCAGUAAGGUGAUCAUCUCGCCCUUCACCCUUGCUUAUUACACCUAUCAAUGUUUUUACAGCACUGGUUGGCUGGGUCCUCUAAGCAUCUUUGGCUAUUUUAUCAUUGGGACUAUUGUUAACAAGUUCCUAAUGAGUCCCAUUAUUUCAAAAUUGGUGCACCAGGAAAAGCUUGAAGGUGAUUUCAGGUUUAAGCAUAUGCAACUGCGGGUGAAUGCUGAAUCUGUUGCUUUCUACAGAGCUGGGGAAGUUGAACACAUGCGAACCAACUACAAGCUUCAAAAUCUUUUAAAGACACAAAGGGAACUGAUGGGAAAGGAACUAUGGCUAUACAUUGGGAUCAAUACCUUUGACUAUUUGGGCAGCAUCCUGAGCUACGUGAUGAUUGCCAUUCCUAUAUUUAGUGGAGUAUACAAUGAUCUGAAUCCCACAGAACUGAGCUCCUUAGUUAGCAAGAAUGCCUUUGUCUCCAUUUACUUGAUUCACUGUUUCAGUCUCCUAAUUGAUCUCUCUACCACAUUGUCCGACGUAGCUGGCUACACGCACAGAAUUGGGGAGUUGCAGGAAGUAUUGCUGAACCUUUCCAAGAAGCAAAGUCAUAGUGAAUCACAAGACAAAUGGGACUUCGACAGCAUUUCUAAAGAGAAGAGGACCUCAAAAGACACUGCUUUUGUUCUGGAGCAUGUUUCCCUUGCUGCUCCUUCCAGGAACCUGCUUGUCAAGGACCUAAACCUGAGAGUUACACAAGGGAACAAUCUCCUGAUUACUGGGAAUACAGGCACAGGAAAGACAUCUUUGUUGCGUAUUCUCGGAGGCCUGUGGAAGUGCAAGCAGGGGGAAGUCCACAUGCUGACUUCCUUUGGCCCCCAUGGAGUGGUGAUCAUACCUCAGCGUCCUUUUUUCACAGAUGGAACACUGCGGGAACAGAUUAUAUACCCUCUAAAGGAAAUCUGUCCAGAUUCUGGGUCUAUAGAUGAUGACAGGAUACUCAGGUUCCUGGAGCUGGCUGGACUGUCAGACUUGUUAGUGAGAACAGGAGGUUUGGACCAGCCUGUGGACUGGAACUGGUUUGAUAUUCUUUCACCAGGUGAGAUGCAAAGGCUGUCUUUUGCUCGCUUGUUCUACUUACAACCCCAGUAUGCAGUGCUAGAUGAAGCUACGAGUGCAUUGACAGAAGAUGUAGAGAAUGAGAUGUAUAGAAUCUGCAUCCAACUGGGAAUGACUCUGGUCAGUGUCGGACAUCGUAAAAGUCUGGAAAAGUUCCAUAGCUGGAUUUUGAAACUGUAUGGAGAAGGAAAAUGGGAGCUAACAAGAAUUGAGAAAGCCUGAACUAUUCCCAAACCAAUCAAAGAAAAUAUUGGAGUUAAAGCCUCGAGUUAAAGUGCCUUGGAAUCAGCAUGCUUUCAUGGAGAAAGUAUGGCUUGAAAUUUCAAAAUUACAAGUGCCAAGAAGUUUCCAAUUAAGAAAAAAACAUGGGGAGGAAAGUUUUUAACCAUUUCUUAUCUUAUAAAUUUGCUUUCAAUCCAUUGUUUUGAUUGCUGUACAACCUUUCAUCCAGAAAGGAAAGAAUAAUUUUGCUUCAUUUAUGGAAUUCAUUUUUAAGUGUGACUGGCAUUAAAGUUCUGCAUAAGUGGAAUUAUGUUGGCCUAUCUACAUAAGGACAGUGAAUGUAGCACAGCGUCUUUGGCUGUAAAAUAACAAUGAGUUUUGUAAAAUGUCAGCACCACUCGGUAA
Molecule: messenger RNA, 2245 nt
Organism: Protobothrops mucrosquamatus (brown spotted pit viper)
Lineage: Eukaryota; Metazoa; Chordata; Lepidosauria; Squamata; Viperidae
Gene: ABCD4
Product: ATP binding cassette subfamily D member 4
Exons: 19
Coding region: 35-1840 (601 amino acids)
Biological process (GO): peroxisome organization; long-chain fatty acid import into peroxisome; fatty acid beta-oxidation
Cellular component (GO): peroxisomal membrane
Molecular function (GO): ABC-type transporter activity; ATP binding; long-chain fatty acid transmembrane transporter activity
Source: RefSeq, a predicted model, not a curated record